GGGCGGAGGUCGUGGUUUACAGGGGCGGAGGUCGUGGUUUACAGGGGGCGGAGGUCGUGAUUUACAGGGGGCGGAGGUCGUGGUUUACAGGGGGCGGAGGUCGUGAUUUACAGGGGGCGGAGGUCGUGAUUUACAGGGGCGGAGGUCGUAGUUUACAGGGGGCGGAGGUCGUGAUUUACAGGGGGCGGAGGUCGUGGUUUACAGGGGGCGGAGGUCGUGAUUUACAGGGGCGGAGGUCGUGGUUUACAGGGGGCGGUGGUCGUGGUUUACAGGGGGCGGAGGUCGUGGUUUACAGGGGGCGGAGGUCGCGGUUUACAGGGGGCGGAGGUCGCGGUUUACAGGGGGCGGAGGUCGCUGUUUACAGGGGGCGGUGGUCGUGGUUUACAGGGGGCGGAGGUCUUGGUUUACAGGGGCGGAGGUCGCGGUUUACAGGGGACGGAGGUCGCGGUUUACAGGGGGCGGAGGUCGUGGUUUACAGGGGGCGGAGGUCGUGGUUUACAGGGGACGGAGGUCGUGGUUUACAGGGGGCGGAGGUCGUGGUUUACAGGGGACGGAGGUCGCGGUUUACAGGGGGCGGAGGUCGCGGUUUACAGGGGGCGGAGGUCGCGGUUUACAGGGGGCGGAGGUCGCGGUUUACAGGGGGCGGAGGUCGCGGUUUACAGGGGGCGGAGGUCGCGGUUUACAGGGGGCGGAGCUGCAGGAUCCCGCCGUUCGUGAGAGAGUUCGUGAAGGUGGUAGCGUGGGUCCAGGAUGACGCCUACGUUAUUCAGCCCGGCCUGGAGAGUGGCGGGAAGUACACCAUACUCCACGACGGGUCCCUGCACAUCUACCGGGCGGACCCCAGCGACGGGUACCGGAGCUACCGGUGCCGCGCCAACCACACGCUCACCGGGGACAUCAGCGAGUCCUCCGCCGGCCGGGUCAUCAUCUCCGAGCCCCAUGCGAACGUGGCCCCUAGACUGAGCGUGGACAAGAGGGUGACGGUGACGGUGAGGGCGGGGGAGUGGGCGGUGUUGCCCUGCGCCGCCCAGAGCCACCCCACGCCCACCUACAGGUGGGUGCGGCUUGGUGAGGGCGUGGUGGCGGAUGUGGUGGGCGGGUCCUCACGGUACAGCCUGGUGGGCGGCCUCCUGGUGAUGACGGGCGUGGGCGUGGCCGACCAGGGCCGCUACAUGUGCUUCGUCAACAACAGUGUCGGCCAGGAGACUGUCGAGGCUACCCUCCGUGUCACUGAGCCCCUGAGCGUGCACGUGUCCCCGCGGCGACUGGUGGUGGACAUGGGGAAGACGGCAGAGUUCCGGUGUGUGGUGCAGGGACACCCAAUCACCUCCGUCACCUGGCUCAGGAACGGCAAGUCUCUCCCCCCGGACGGCAGGUUCGUGACGUCACCGCGGGAGGUGCUGACUGUGUCCAAGGUCGGGAAGGAGGACCGGGCCAUGUACCAGUGUGUGGUGGCCGCCCGCCACUACAACGUCCAGGCCGCCGCCCACCUCGCCCUCGGAGACUCGUCACCGGAGCUGCACUACAGGUUCCAGGAGCAGACGCUACAGCCCGGGCCGUCCGUCAGUCUCAAGUGUGUGGCCACCGGCAACCCUCCGCCACAGUUCGUGUGGACCCUGGACGGCUUCCCCCUGCCUGAGAGUGAGAGGUUCCUGGUGGGUCAGUACGUGACGGUGCACGACGACGUCAUCUCGCACGUGAACAUCACCAACGUGCGGGUGGAGGACGGGGGAGAGUACACGUGCGGGGCGGCCAACACGGUGGGCGCUGUCACCCACUCGGCCAAGGUCAACGUGUAUGGCCUCCCCUUCAUCCGGGCCAUGAGGCGCGUGACGGCCGUCGCCGGCUCCGGUCUCAGGGUCAAGUGCCCCGUCGCCGGCUACCCCAUCGACAAGGUCAUCUGGGAGAAGG
Messenger RNA from Procambarus clarkii (red swamp crayfish), 1911 nucleotides. NCBI's taxonomy places the organism in Eukaryota, Metazoa, Arthropoda, Malacostraca, Decapoda, Cambaridae. The record is from RefSeq and is a predicted model, not a curated record.